AUGCUUUGGCUUGGCCGAGCGUUUGGCUUUCGUGAAGCCCCCAAGCACAGUGACGUGCUUUCGCGGCUCUGGUGGCGGUGCUGCUACCACCACGCACGCAAGUGGUAUCCCGGUGACUGUGUCUGCGGCUGCAUUGCAGACCAUAGGACGGGGAGCGAGUGGCGCUUUGAGUCUCGCGAACGCUACACUGAGGUGUGCCCGGACGCGCGGACACCGCUGCGCGUUUUCUCUCGCCAGCACGGGUAUUGUACGGUGGAGCAUGCGCUAAAACGUGAACAAGUGGGUGCAGUUGCUUCAGUGACGCGACUCGAGGUGCCGUUGCCGUCUGGGCUGCAGCGGAACCGUGAACGAACGGGGGUCUUGUCGCCAGGGAAGCGCUUUCGACGCGAGGUAUCAUCCUCAUCAUCAUCCUCAUCAUCAUCAUCGUCGCUACCGCCGCAAAGCACUGUCGCGUCAGCGGGACCCGCUUCGGCACACUCGGCGAGCGCACCGUCCACCAGCGCUUGGUGGACCGCCCCUGGACCCACUUACUACGACGGGCGGCAUACGCAUGCCGACGAGGUUCUCCUCGGCACCGUGCUGGACUCGGAUCGCUCGGGACUACGGAACACCGUUCGUGCUUUCGCGCACGAGUACAUUGCACCCUACGCUGCCGCUAUCGACGAAGCAAACCGCUUUCCACGUGAGCAACUCUGGACAGAACUGGGCAACCUUGGUGUGCUCGGUGUGGCGACUGCAAACGCCUAUGGCGGACUCGGUUUAGGCCUCGUCGAGCAUUGUCUCGUCAUGGAAGAGCUAAGUCGAGCAUCACCGAGUAUCGGGCUCUCCUAUGGAGCGCAUUCGAAUCUCUGUAUGAUGCAGAUAGAGCGACAUGGUAGCGCUGCUCAGAAGGAGCGACUUUUGCCGCCUCUGUGCAGCGGCGUCUGGGUCGGUGCGCUAGCCAUGAGCGAAACAGGCGCUGGCUCUGAUGUCCUUGGCUCCAUGCGAACGAGCGCUUAUCAGCGCAAGCGUACUACUGCCGCCGGAGAGUUGCGUUCAGGAUGGAGUAUUCGGGGAACGAAAAUGUGGAUUACGAACGGCCCCGAUGCCGAUGUAGUCGUGGUGUAUGCGCGAACCCCGGAGCUGGAGUCGCACUCCGCAUCGACAUCGACACUGGCGGCGGUGGAGAGCGCUUCGAGUUCGUCGCUACCCAAGCAGAGCAAGCCGAAACUCACGGCGUUUGUGCUGGAGACGGCGCAGCUGGGUCCGCGAUAUCGCGUUGCACAGAAACUAGACAAGUUGGGUAUGCGCGGGAGUAAUACCUGCGAACUCGUCUUCGAUGACGUCUGGGUGCCGGAUGACGCGGUCCUUGGUGAGCCCGGCCUUGGCACCACUGUUCUCAUGGCCGGUUUGGAUGCAGAGCGGUUGGUGCUGAGCGCAGGACCGCUCGGUAUUAUGCAGGCCUGUUUGGAUGUCGUUUUGCCGUACGUUCGUGAACGUCAACAAUUCGGUAGCCCCAUUGGCACCUUUCCAUUGAUGCAAGCAAAGCUUGCGGAUAUGUACGGGGCAUUAGCAGCGAGUCGGGCGCAUACCUUUGGCGUUGCGGCAUCGGUGGACAAACUCACGAGGCAAAUAGGCGAGCCUACGCCUCCUGCGAGCAGCAAGCACGGCGGCCUGAAUCCCCAGCUGCGUCGCUUUCGCAAGGACUGCGCUUCUGUGAUUCUCCAGAAUGCGGAGCGUGCAACGCAGUGUGCAUUGCAAGCUAUCCAAGCGCUCGGUGGAAACGGGUACAUCUCGGAUUACCCAACGGGUCGGCUGUUGCGAGAUGCGAAACUCUAUGAAAUCGGGGCAGGGACGAGCGAGAUUCGCCGGAUAUUGAUCGGGCGUGAACUCUACGAGGCAUCGCAUGCAACCAAGUGA
Messenger RNA from Cyanidioschyzon merolae strain 10D, 1899 nucleotides. Its product is annotated as Isovaleryl-CoA dehydrogenase. The transcript has a single exon. The record is from RefSeq and is a predicted model, not a curated record. Gene Ontology annotation, molecular function: flavin adenine dinucleotide binding; acyl-CoA dehydrogenase activity. NCBI's taxonomy places the organism in Eukaryota, Rhodophyta, Bangiophyceae, Cyanidiales, Cyanidiaceae. Bases 1 to 1899 code for a protein of 632 amino acids. Gene Ontology annotation, biological process: L-leucine catabolic process.